UUGUCAUUUAAGUCGGCCUACGACACAUUGUCUGAUGAGGAUGAACGCCGCUGUUACGACACAUGGCUAGACUCUUUGCUUCCUCUCAGCUAUGAAGAGUUCAAGAGAAACAGAGACGCUGUGAAAAUGUCAAUGCACUGGAUUACACCUAAAGAAACACCAAUGAUAUCGUCGUCGUCAGCGGGAACGCAAGAAAAAUCUAUGGAACCAGAAACGAAAUCUCCACUGAGAUGGGAAUCUGCGUAUUCUUUGGACGGUCUGGUUGUUGUAGCUCUUCUAAUCAUCUGUUCCUGCGCCUAUCUUAAACGAGUGCCUCGGAUAAACAGUUGGUUGCUUUCAGAGAAGAAAGGAUUCUUUGGAAUUUUCUACAAGGUG
Cooperia oncophora is the source of this 375-nucleotide messenger RNA. NCBI's taxonomy places the organism in Eukaryota, Metazoa, Nematoda, Chromadorea, Rhabditida, Trichostrongylidae. The record is from the annotation of a GenBank genome assembly.